ACUGACAGAGUACUAAAGCACAGACGAAUGUGCCAUGAGAAUAAGGACAGGAAGGUGCAGAAAGCAGCUGCCAAAGAUGGUCCUCUUCACACCUCAGAGAGCUUGGGCUUCUCUUUUCCUGCCAAGGAAUGCACACUUCCCAAGAAGAAACGUCAGAAGACCUCUGAUAAAAGUCGAGUUGCGCUUACAAGUCCAACUGUUGACAAAGUGGUUGAAGCUGGUAACGAGAAGAAGACGGAAGACCAACUGGUCAAAAGCGAGUGUCUUCCUCUUUACAAUGUAGACACCAAGGUCAAGGACGAGUAUGUUGUGACAGAUUAUUCCGUUGAGCUCCCUGAUUCCCCGCCUG
Sinocyclocheilus rhinocerous is the source of this 349-nucleotide messenger RNA. RefSeq names its product zinc finger protein 148-like. The transcript has a single exon. The annotation marks the transcript as partial. The record is from RefSeq and is a predicted model, not a curated record. Lineage: Eukaryota; Metazoa; Chordata; Actinopteri; Cypriniformes; Cyprinidae.